This is a messenger RNA of Sclerotinia trifoliorum, 2481 nucleotides long. The record is from the annotation of a GenBank genome assembly. NCBI's taxonomy places the organism in Eukaryota, Fungi, Ascomycota, Leotiomycetes, Helotiales, Sclerotiniaceae.
AGACUUCACUCAAACACCACAAGUUACUCCAACGGUUUUCAACGAACAACCCACUUUCUUUAAAUAUUCGGUCGAUUGCAGAUAUGAAAUUCGCAGGCCGGAUCCACUGUCAACUGAAAUAAAUAAAACUGAUGCUUAAAGUCUCCAGCGACGAGAUUUGCGACUUUCCAAUGGGCAUUUUCCCAAUACCGCAAUUGCAAUGCCUCUGCCAAAGCUCAGCCCGCUGCAAUCGCGGCUGGCUGCGUCUCUCAUGGGGUCAAUCAUGCUACUGAUAUUAUAUCUGACGUUUUCAUCCUCUCACUUCGCAUAUGCCGGCGAUGUUGAUUCGAUACGACCAGAAGAUCAUAACCAUGAGAGGUUGAUGGACAUAAAUAUCUUGGAAUUGAAUAGUGAACACGAGGUUAUAGAACUAGGAGUCGAAGGAUAUGAGUCCGAAUUUGUAGGAUUUGAUAGGAGCAUAAUCGGGAGGGUUCCAUCGGAGACUGAUCCCAUUCCAUUACUUAACAAUCGCGCUGUAACAACAAACAUCGAACAAGGACAAACAAUAUCGUUUUCGUUCCUAAACUCCUCAUUAUGGGGUGCCCUUUCUCCGCAAGCAAGCGAUCUACCCUCUUCUGUUCGGUUUCGGAAAAGGAAUGCUGAAAGUGUCGCUGAUACGGGUGAAGUGGCUUUCGAGAUUUCGGACCACGAGUUUCUUGGAGUAGAAGAUGAGGAGCAGAGCCCGCCCGAAGAUAAGGGUGCAGAUUCUAUAUUAUGGCCUCGACAAUCUAGCUCGGCGAGUACUAGGAUGCUAUACAUCACAGUUAAUACCUGCACGCAGCCCGAAGCUAAAGGGGCAAACAUGGAGGCACCCUCGCAGCUAGAACUCUACAUAUCAGAGUCAGGGGAGAACAAGAAUCCGGGACCUGGACAGGACGACAAUCUGCAGCAAUCUUACAAAUUGGAUGGCGGAGCCGCGCUGGUAACUUUGAAUGCUACCGGGGAUGUUUACAUUGGUCUGUCAGGCUCGAAUAUGAGCGCGGACUACACAGGAAUAUGGAACGCGCAGAUUGCCGCAUCGAUUGAUGCGCCUUACCAUUAUUACCACAGCGAUGAGUCAAAUCUCCUCCUUGUAGAUAGUGAUAGUGGGUCAGCUCUGCUUGUUACCCAUGAUCUCACCACAGAUAAUGGCUCAAUAUACAAUGAUUGGGUUAAUAUGACACCUCCCUUUACCAUGUUCGCCAGCAAAACGGCCAAUUCUUCCAUAACAGGCCUGCAAUAUUCGUAUUGUGGGCUGGAGAACAAGGCGGAAAUAGCAGGAACCAUUAAUGGAGGUCAGAGUACUGGCAAAAUCCAAGUGUCGAUGACUACAAGGGGCGAAGAUGACUAUCCCAAACAGCAAUUAUACUUUGACGGGUUAAGUGCUGGCACAUCCUACUAUGGUAUUCUCGCAAUGAAUGGUAACGCAACCGCUCUUGGGCGCGAGGGAGUAGGCGGUGGUGGACAAGUCUGGAAAGCCAUGAGCUUUUCAACAAUUUCGGGUAUGUUGCUGUGAUGAUUGUUAUUUACUUAUUGAGCUAAUUCCCUGCAUAGCCGAGAAUUGCGCCCUCGUGUAUAAUCUCACAUUCUGCGAUCAGGUUGCUUGGACGGUUCCGUCAAAUCCCAACAACUUUCCAAACACGUCCGCUCUUGCAGAAUGGUACGAUAAAUCUACCUACGAGUCUUACAAGUAUUUCAAAAAAGCUUUAGCACAGAUUCCUUGUAACACUACUUCGUCUGCUCAGUAUUCGCUUGCUCAAAAUUGCACUACUUGUGAUGCUGCGUAUAAAAACUGGCUUUGUUCAGUCACCAUACCAAGAUGUACCGAUUUUUCGAAUGAUUUUCCAUGGUUACAGGAACGAGCUAUGGGACAGCCGUUUCCAAACCAUACAAUGCUUAGUUCCGAGCAACUGACCCUAGCAAACUCCUCAUUGGCUAUGAACGGUUCUCGAAAUGUGGCUAUUGAUACACAGGUCCAACCCGGGCCUUAUAAGGAAAUCCUACCCUGCGAGGAUCUAUGCUAUGGGAUUGUCCGUGCCUGCCCUGCCAUCAUGAACUUCGCGUGCCCUACCCCAGGAGAUACGGGCUUCGAUACAAGUUAUGGCGUGCGAAGAACGGCAAAUGAAAGCGGGCAAGUUACAUGCAAUUAUCCCGGUGCUGUACAUGAUCGGUCGGUUGGGAGUAUAAGCUCGAUUCCACAAACAAUGGCAUUUGGAGCGGCAAUGUUGAGUACGAUGUUCAUGUUCAGUGGCAUCUGAGCAAUUUUAAAAUCAGGAUAAAGUAGCAUGGGCGGCGUAAAGGGAAACGGAUCUGAUCUAAAUGGGACUUUUGAAAUACCUCUACAAGAGAGGGUCGAAUGGCAUUCGAGGCUGUUGGACGGCAUUGUAUGACGCUGCAUUUUUUGUAUGACGAUGAAACUACAUAGACUUGUGCGAUAUAUGAAGUGUAUGACAAUGAUCAACC